GAUCGGACAUCCGAGAAGUUCGCGUACAGCUGCGGAGCACCUAGUAAUAAAAUACGGGAAAGGUGUUUUUCAGCAUUUGUUUUAUACAGGGCGUUUACAAUAGCGCACGUGGCAGCCGCACCGAGCUUCAUCGGGGUCGUCGUGAAGGUGCAGUGAUCAAUGCCGUCCAACGUGGAGUUGAAAGCCCGGCUAGCUGACCGCUGCCGCUUGGUCCAAGUUGUCCGUACCAUGGCACACGCGCACUCGGCGCUGCGUCAGCAGGAUACAUACUUCGGCGCAGCACGAGGAAGGCUUAAGCUGCGCUUGCAGGAGCUACUCGCCGAUAACGGAGAGGCUCAGGAUGAGACCGCCACGCUGUACUUCUACGACCGGCCGGACACGGUGGGCCCUAAGCGCAGCGACUACGAGUUCAUGCGGUUCUCCACCAUUGAUGAGGCAUUGGUCCUGAAGAGGCUGCUCUCCCGAAGCAUGGGCGUGCGUGGCAUUGUGCAAAAAAGGCGGGACCUCUUCCUCGUCGGCCAGACGAGAGUGCAUGUGGACACCGUGGAGGGUCUCGGCGACUUCGUCGAGCUCGAGGUUAUGCUGGAAGAGACGCAGACGACAGAAGAUGGCCAGGCCAUCGCCGAGGGUCUUUGCAAGGAACUAGGUAUAGGUGACGAAAGCCUCAUCUCUGGCUCGUACAUCGACAUGCUGCCUCAUCAACCACUGUGGCAAUAAAGUCUC
Molecule: messenger RNA, 723 nt
Organism: Rhipicephalus sanguineus (brown dog tick)
Lineage: Eukaryota; Metazoa; Arthropoda; Arachnida; Ixodida; Ixodidae
Exons: 5
Coding region: 160-717 (185 amino acids)
Source: RefSeq, a predicted model, not a curated record